Messenger RNA from Cataglyphis hispanica, 2778 nucleotides. RefSeq names its product tetraspanin-9 (gene Tsp5D). Gene Ontology annotation, cellular component: membrane. The record is from RefSeq and is a predicted model, not a curated record. NCBI's taxonomy places the organism in Eukaryota, Metazoa, Arthropoda, Insecta, Hymenoptera, Formicidae. The transcript is spliced from 5 exons. The coding region runs from base 724 to 1512 and encodes 262 amino acids.
GGAUGUAAAAGGCUAACAAAGAACAGUGACACGAUACGAUAGCGUGAGGCGAGAAAGAAACAACGAAGAGAAAACGACCAGACAUCUCUCGGGGUAUCACGAGCGACCUUGUCUUUUUAUUCUCGCGGUUCGAUAGGUCAUCUAUGGGAAAAGUGACGUUUGACGGGCGCAAUACAUCCUCGUCUCUCCGCAGGUAUCACUUCCAAUCUUUCGUCGCGAUUUACGUGAUCGCAAUCAUGAUCGCGUGUAGGUGAGCGGCUUCGACCGGAGCGGCUGUCCCGUUAACGGACCUAGAAGGUCCGCGAAAGACCGAACGGGAGCCAAUCGCAUCGGCUCGUGCUCAGACAUAUCGGAACGGAUCCUCAUCUGACAAGAAUUGUCUUAUCGGGUAGUCAGUCAGUCAGCUGGGACGAAGAUCCUCUGGAUCUUCCACGCCGCUGCGUUCGAGCGGGAUUCUCUUCUCGUUCACCUCCGCCUUCUCUUCCUCCUCCUCCACCAUUAACUCCCGUUCCUCCACUUUGUUCCUCUCUCUCUCUCUCUCUCUCUUUUUCUCUUUCUGUCUUUCUCGUCGCGGUUUUUCCCCUUCCUCUUUUCCUCGCACGAUCUAUCCUUCUCAGUUUGCUCCUCGAACGUAGUAUUUCCUGGUGAUCCGUGAUGGGUACCACGAGACUCUCGCGCUGAUGCGCACGAAAACAUUGCCAGCCCCUUCAGAGUGAAGAUUUGAUGAAGGACCAAGUCAUGGGCCGCACAGGAUACACGUGCAUUAGGCACGUUUUCUGCUCCCUCAACGUUUUAAUCUGGUUAUGCGCUUGCGGAAUUUUGGGUGCGGGCCUUUGGCUGCGGUUAGCUUAUUCCGGAUACGCGACCUUGGUGCCGCAGUACAGCUUCGCAUCGGCGGACUCGUUGCUGCUUGGCGCGGGAUGCGUCACAUUUGUCAUCGCCUUCUUCGGAUGCUGUGGCGCGUGGUUUCAGUCUAGAUGCAUGCUGAUCACGUAUUUCAGUCUGGUGAUACUCAUGUUUCUCGCCGAGUUCAUGCUGGGAACUUUGGCGUUCGUGUUCAGGGAAUAUCUCGCGAGAAGCCUGAAAGAGGAAUUACUGCACGGUAUUGAAAAGCAUUAUAAUAUCACCAGGGAACCAGGCACUCUCUCCAGCAUGUGGGAUCACAUACAUACGGAGUUUCACUGCUGCGGCGUACGCGAUUACACGGAUUGGUUCCAAAUCGAGGCUUGGCCCGAGGAGGAUCGGGUGCCGGAUUCCUGUUGCAUGCAACGGGAACGCUACUGCGGUCGUCUAGAUCCGGAGGGUCGCAAUAAGGAGCUCUGGUACAAAGAAGGAUGCGCGACCGCCAUACAAAUGUGGCUAGUCACCAGACUCCACGUGGUGGGUACGGUGGGCCUCAUCGUCGCCUUUCUUCAGCUGUUCGGUCAGGUGGCCAGCAUGAUCCUCUUCUGCACGGUCAGGCACAAGAGGUCCUCUCACACGUACAAGAGUUACGAUACUACCAAUACCUAGAAUUUCCGAUCGAUCUUGGACGAGACCACUGUCUAAGAUCGAUACAAUACCUUCCUCGCGAGUGUCUGAUUCCCGUUCCACGCAGCGGGAACGAAUAUUUUCAGAAUCAUCGACAUUGGUCCUUUACUGACAACUUUUACGGAAGAUCCUGCCUUUCGAUCGCACCGAAUUCGUAGAUAUUUAUAAAAAUAAUAGACAACGACGUUAAAAGUUUGUUUAAGAAAACUCACGUCGGAGCAUAAAAUGAGAUUAAAUUAUAUUGAGGAUUAUUAAAAACAGUAUUCUAUAAAUGUAUUUUACAGAUGAGAUUUUAAGCAGAUGAAGACACGUUGAGGUUUUAGCUUGAGGUUUCAGACCAAAAAGUUUCCGCUGUGUACCAAAAAAUAUGAUAAGUAUUUAAUUGAUGAUUUUCCUUCCUUUAGUUUGAAUGCUGAUAAUGUUUCUUUGCAGUAUCCGGUGAUUAAUAUCGAGAUUUCUUGCUGUCAGAUUUUAUGUCGAUUGAUAAUUAUUUAUAAUUUUAAGCGUAAGCAACAAUAUCAUCUGUGGAUCCUUUUUAACUAAUUUAUAGAUAGUAGUAUAAAUAGUAUCUGACAGCAGAAAAUUAAUUUGUAUGUCAGAAUAAUUUAUAUAAUAAUGUAAGAGAGAGAGAGAGAGAGAGAGAGAGAGAGAGAGAGAGAGAAAAAGGGAGAGAAUCGAGAUUAUGAUUGAUCAUUAAAUUGAAUUUUUCCUAUGUAACAAAUCUAUCCUGCUUUAAUAGUAUUAAAGAUGACUCUAAUUGAUAUAUACUCAGUAAUCAUAUCAAUACUUCAUUCACGAGAAAUAAUCACAUUUUACUUUUCGAUAAGUAAUUGUAUGCCGCAUCGAUUUUCGAUGUCAAUAAUUGGGAACAGUUAGAUAAUAGAUAGAUAGUGCAUGAUUAUGUGAUUUAGUCUCUUGGGUAUUUAAUUCAGAUUAUAGAUUAUUAAAGUAAGUAUUUUCAAUGUCAUAAGUAUGAACUUAUGUUAUAUAUAUAUAUAUAAGGAGUUUUAUAUAUCUAAUAUAUAUUAAUUAAAGUAAAAACUCUCUUAUAUGUGUUAUAGCUGAUAUCGCCGAAGCAAACGAUUGAGUAUAUGAAAAUAUAUAUUCAUGAUUUAAAAUUUACUAAUAAUUUAAAGUAAUGUUGACGAUUAUACAGUAAAAAAACGAAAUGACAAGACGACAGUAAUGUAUUGCAAGUGUAUUAAAUAUAAAUUAUUAUUAGUAAUAAAUAAUAUAUUUAUAUGUUAA